Messenger RNA from Cryptococcus deneoformans JEC21, 1926 nucleotides. RefSeq lists its product as hypothetical. The record is from RefSeq and is a predicted model, not a curated record. Gene Ontology annotation, biological process: lactate metabolic process. Bases 127 to 1671 code for a protein of 514 amino acids. The transcript has 17 exons. NCBI's taxonomy places the organism in Eukaryota, Fungi, Basidiomycota, Tremellomycetes, Tremellales, Cryptococcaceae. Gene Ontology annotation, molecular function: L-lactate dehydrogenase (cytochrome) activity; heme binding.
AGUAGGUGAAUGGUAGAGGAUAACUACAUAUCUGUCUACUAUAUUAAGGUCUAAAAACAAAUAAUAUAAUCUUGCUUUCACCAACCCAAGAACAUAUCAAGAACGCCAUAUAUUGAAAUUACCACCAUGUCACAACAAAAGCAGGUUGAUGGGAAGCAAGUGGCCGAACAUAACAGUCGCGAAAAGGGGGUAUGGAUAGUAGUCCAUGGAAAUGUUUAUGAUGUGUCGGACUUCCUAGAUGAACACCCUGGCGGAGCAGAUAUAAUCUUGAAAUACGCAGGAAAGGAUGCGACCGAAGAGUAUGAUCCGAUUCAUCCUCCCGACGCCAUCAAAGAAAACCUGGAUCCCUCCAAGCACCUUGGACCACUCAUUCCCUCCACCCUCCCAGUUGAAAAGCCAGCACCGGCACCAGCACCUCCACCAACUUCGGUUCCAGUUGGACAAGCGACCAAUGGCACUUCUGUGACUGAAGAAUUUGUUAAACCUUCUUUGGCAGAAAUACUCAGUCUUCACGAUUUCGAAGCUGUAGCCAGGAGGACGAUGAGUAAGAGAGGGUGGAAUUAUUAUAGCUCUGGUGCAGACGAUGAGGUUACUAUGAGAGAAAACCAUAACGCCUAUCAUCGUGUCUGGUUUCGUCCGCGUAUCCUUCGAAACGUCGGGACGGUGGAUUAUUCCACUGAGAUACUGGGCUUCAAGACUUCAAUGCCUGUCUAUAUCACUGCUACAGCGUUGGGAAAGCUUGGCCAUCCUGAAGGUGAGAUAUGCCUUACAAAGGCUGCAGGGGAACAUAAUAUAAUACAAAUGAUCCCUACUCUUGCGUCUUGCGGGUUUGACGAGAUGGUGGAUGCUGCUAUACCUGGUCAAGUUCAAUUCCUACAGCUCUACGUCAACGCCGACCGUGAGCGUACUAAAAAAAUCAUCAGGCAUGCUGCCGAAAGGGGUAUCAAGGCUUUAUUCAUCACAGUAGACGCACCCCAGCUCGGUCGCCGAGAGAAAGACAUGCGCACCAAAUUUGAAGGUACAGCCUCUGCUCAGCAGACGAAAGGCGGUGACAAAUAUCAACGAGAUCAAGGUGCCGCACGCGCCAUCUCUUCCUUCAUCGACCCGAGUCUCAAUUGGAGCGACUUGAAGGAGCUGGUCGAUGCUGCGCGAGGCCUUAAAGUCAUUUUGAAGGGCGUGCAAUGCUGGGAGGAUGCGGUCAUGGCGGCUGAGGCAGGGGUGGAUGGUGUGGUAUUGAGUAAUCAUGGAGGACGUCAGCUUGACUUUGCGCCCUCCCCCUUGGCCCUUCUUCCUUCGGUCGUACAACACCUCACUGCUCACGGGUUCAUGAACAAUCCCCUUCGACCCAGAUUUGAAAUUUUCGUUGACGGUGGUGUUCGGAGAGCAACAGACGUCUUGAAAGCCGUUGCACUUGGUGCGACAGCUGUGGGCAUUGGGCGGCCGAUGAUCUAUGCCAUGUCAACUUAUGGAAAAGACGGAGUGAGCCAUGCUCUACAAAUCUUGAAGGACGAAUUCGAGAUGAACAUGAGAUUGUUAGGCGCUCCUACGAUGGCCGAUGUUGUGCCAAGUAUGGUCGAUACCUCUGGGCUUUUUGGACCCCAAGGCAGUGUAACUAUGUAUGAGGAAAACUAUGAGAGGAUGUUACCUGUGGGUGUCAAAGCCAAACUUUGAUAGUAGUGCCCCGGGGAAAGUACAUUGCAGUCUGGUGCCUGUUGAAGAUAUGAAAUUUGUGUAGCAAUAAUUAAGAAGCAAUAAAAAAAAAUAAAAUAAAAAAUUCUGGUAUGUCUGGAGAGUCUGAAGUUAAUAACGAUCAAUGGAUGGUAAGGUACAAAAAGGAUGAUCAACAGGAAACAAAGAUAAAAGGAGACGCGGAUGCAGAUGGAAAGUGACGAGGAGAGCAUAGAGGUGCGUGCAGACUACCAUGGA